AUGGCCGACAUAGUCGACGCAAACGAAUAUCUUAUUGAAUUCCUCGCGUCAGUUGACAAUUUACCCUCAGAGAUCAGACACCAUUCAUACGAACUAAAGAAUAAAGAAGACGAAAUAAAGGAAAUUCUCGAAAAUAUAAAAAUCAGAGAGAAGCGACUCUGGGCAGUGUUGGACGGCAUAAAAUCCGAUGCAUACUUUAGCUCGUCCUCUUCGGACAAUAGCAGGAGCGAACGAGAUUCAGAUUACGAGCCUUACUCGAGACGUCGACGAACUGCCAAGCGAGUAAAACGCACCCGAUUGUUUGCAGACGAAGACGAAGACGUUCUCGUGCAUAAUAUUCGAGCAGACUACCAAAGAGCGUCCCAAUUGCAAGAUGAAAAGUUGGCUAUUGCAAAUAAAAUGUCCCAACUAGUUGAGCGACAUGUCAAAAGAAUGGAUGAAGACUUUGAUGCUCUAUAUCCACAGCACAAUUUACGCGAUAAUAUUAUCCUGUCUUCGAGUCCAAAUGGAAUCAGUGAAGCAGUGGCCUCAUUACACACAGUUGCGCUACAGGAUGAGUCGCUCGAUUAUACAAGAGAGUGGAUGAAUACACAGAUAGUAGAAGGGGAACAAUUUUCUCUGCCGAUGCUGCCCAACCCGCGGAAUGUCGUUUCAGAUCGCCAAUUACGAGGAUGUCGUCGUAAUGGCGUAAAUGGAAAUAGACAGAGAAACACAAGAGCAUCAAUUUUGCCGACACCCCCUCCGAGUGCUACAAACGUAAUGACAAAUAUGGAUGCCCUGGUUGAUACUCGUCUUCAAGCAGCUAGUUCAUCCUCAUUACUGGAAGAUUCAACACUCACCCGAUCCUCAUCAUUUUCGCAAUCUUCUAUCUCUCAAUCGGAGCUCUCCCAAUCAUCAAUGUCGCCCUCGUUAUCCGAUGACGUUACUACGGUCUCUUAUCCUUUGAUUGAUCUUAACGUCGAACCAGACGAACAAGUCUAUUGUUACUGCCAGCGAGUAAGUUUUGGCGAGAUGAUUGCAUGCGACGGAGAACAUUGUCCGUUUGAAUGGUUUCAUCUUGUAUGUCUUGGCUUUACGGAAGUACCGAAAGGUAAAUGGUACUGCUCGGUCUGCGCGUCUGACUCGGAUGCUGGGACGGGUCAGAUAAAGAGGAAGAGAGGAAGACCUGUUGGAUCAGGUAGGUUGAAUGGUGGAGAUCUUCUGAUGAGAGAGUUGCUGGAAGGCUAUCCGGUAUCGGUAAACGAUGGGCUAAGAGAGAAACAGAAUGGGAAUCACACAACUUCAUCAGAGACAAAAUUAAUUGUAAAACCAGGGGCUAAUGCGUCAAAUAACAUAUCAUCUUCAUCUACCGUGGAUGCAGCUACCGUGUGUAUAUGA
This is a messenger RNA of Paraglomus brasilianum, 1377 nucleotides long. Lineage: Eukaryota; Fungi; Glomeromycota; Glomeromycetes; Paraglomerales; Paraglomeraceae. The record is from the annotation of a GenBank genome assembly.